UAUUGAUCGCGGUCACUCUGCAUGACAAGUGCAGCAGAUGUAAACGCAUAAACAUUUGCGCUCUUUACUAGUGGAUAAAUAUAAAUAAAACAAAUACGUAUAACUUAAAAGUCAGUGCACCAAAAUGGCUUCAUUCUUCAAUGUUGGCGCUCUGGGUAAUGUUUUCUCAACACCUAUCGGACAACGCAUCGAGGCUGCCACCGAUGCGAGUUUGGCUUCGGAAAAUUGGGCAGCGAACAUGGAAAUCUGUGACAUGAUCAACGAAUCCUCCGAUACGGCACGUGACGCAAUGCGUGCCAUACGCAAACGUCUCUCACAGAAUGCUGGCAAAAAUAAUCAGGUGAUCAUGUAUACGCUAACUGUGCUGGAGACGUGUGUGAAGAACUGUGGCAAGGCUUUCCAUGUGUUGGUCGCCCAAAAGGAUUUCAUCAAUGAGCUGGUCAAAUUGAUUGGACCCAAAAACGAUCCGCCCGCCAUAAUGCAGGAGAAGGUUCUCAGUCUAAUACAGAUUUGGGCAGAUGCAUUCAAGAAUCAACCGGAUCUUAAUGGUGUUACCCAAAUGUACAUGGAACUGAAGAACAAGGGCAUCGAGUUUCCGCCCACCGAUCUGGAUGCUAUGGCGCCCAUAUAUACGCCACAACGAAGCGUUCCAGAAGUGCAUCCCUUACCGCAUCCACAGUUAAUGAGUGCUCAGCACACCAUAUCGCCUCAACAUGCAGCAGCUGCAGCAGCAGCUGCUUCUCCAGCUACAGGACCGCUGCAUUUAACACCUGAACAGGGUGCCAAACUGCGUUCCGAGUUGGAAAUUGUUAGCAACAAUAUGAGCAUAUUGGCUGAAAUGCUGAGUGUAUUGAAACCGGGUCAAGAGCUGCCCGAUGACUAUGCCCUGCUGAAUGAGUUGACAGCCACCUGCAAGGAGAUGCAGUCGCGCAUUGUCGAUCUCAUUGGACGCGUGCAAGAUGAUGAGCUAACGGCGGAAUUUCUGCGUAUCAACGACGAGCUUAACAAUUUGUUUUUACGUCAUCAGCGCUACGAGAAGAGUCGAGCGCAGGGUACUACUGGAGCGGCUGCAGUCACGUCACCAUCUGCCGUUCUAGGCGCUGCGAUGGGCGUACCGGCGGCAGGAGUGCCAGCAGCGACAGCCGGAGCAGCGGCAGCUGUUGUACCAGCAACAGCAGGAGCUGUUAGCAAUACGCCACAAAGUGAUCAACUGCUAAUCGAUUUGAUUGAAAGCAGUGAGGAUCAUCUGCCGCAGAGUUUUGGACAGCUACAACUGGGCGCCGGCGGUGGAGUCGCAACAGUACCAGCAGUUGCCGCAACAGGUGCUGCAGAUGAAUUUGAUAUGCUGGCGCAGUCGCGCACCGAUGGCAACCACAAAACCGACCUGCUCCGCGAUAUUCCCAUUGUGGAUGCAGCAGCUGGCAGCGUGUCCUCGCCGUACAAGCAAACAAAGCCGACAGCAGCAGCAUCAGCAGCGGCAACACCACCACAACAGCAGCAAACACAACGCUCAGCCGGCGAUCCGCCGGUGGUAAGUAAAUCGACGAAAGAGAACGAGAUCGACGAAAUGGAGGCGUGGCUGGGCAGCUCAAAAGACAUUGAUGGCAUUGAGGAGCUGACAAGCUCAGAAUUCGACAAAUUCCUUGAGGAACGGGCCGCUGCCGCUGAAAAUCUUCCAACGAUCAAUGCAUCGAAUUCCACGACAGGAUCUGCAACUGACAACAGCUUACGAAAGACACCAAAGAAACCAGGAGCUGACGACGAUUUGCUCGCUCUUUGAGUAUAAUCGGGGCAACACCCCCAUUUUGUUUACUCUUUCCGAAAUGUUACACACGCCUAACAUAUUUAUACAUAACAUAUAUAUGAAUAUAU
Drosophila hydei is the source of this 1872-nucleotide messenger RNA. Its product is annotated as TOM1-like protein 2. The coding region runs from base 125 to 1780 and encodes 551 amino acids. Gene Ontology annotation, molecular function: clathrin binding; ubiquitin binding; phosphatidylinositol binding. NCBI's taxonomy places the organism in Eukaryota, Metazoa, Arthropoda, Insecta, Diptera, Drosophilidae. The record is from RefSeq and is a predicted model, not a curated record. Gene Ontology annotation, biological process: signal transduction. The transcript has 6 exons. Gene Ontology annotation, cellular component: endosome; membrane.